CUCCUGUUCCGCGCGGUUCGGAGAAACGGGACAAGGACUUGGAGAGAAUUGAAUCAAACCGAGGCUUAUUCUGAUCUCAAUCGUCAUCUUCGACCGUCGAUCAAGAACAACUACUCUUAUCUUCGUUCUCUGUAGCGGAGCCCUAGUUGCCAUCGUCUAUAAGUUGCAUCAGUGAGAUUGCCUGGUUUAUUUUGUUCAAAUACAAAUGAUAGUGUCUGCAGCGUCGAGCAAGGCUAGUUUACUCUCAGCUUGUUUGACUUUGAGUUUAUAUUCAUCCAACCUGAGUUCAUGACAUGAUGUCAGGCACCGGGGAAAGAUAUCUCCAAGAUGAUGCCGAUGAAGCAGCUGAUGAAAAUGGCAAGCAGUCCAGCGCACAAGAGUGGACGGUAGCUAUCGCUGCAAAAGGUGAGGAAGGAGUCAUGACUGGUUCAUCAAACGCAAUCCAUUGCUCUAUUGUCAUGAGCAUUGGGAAGAUUUGCAGGUGCUCUUUUUAGUAUCCAAAGAGAGUUAACAAAGCAUAUAUUGUAAAGGGCCUCUGUGAAAAGUCAGGAAGGAUGGGUGUUUGACGACCUGACUUUUUCGAAGGUCGGUGGGACAUGGGGGCCUCACCUCAUGCAUCCGUUUAAAGUAGAGGAAGUAUAUACAGAAUUAGCAAAAGUUGAGAGUAGGUCAACCAAUUUAUUUGAAGAUUCUGAUCGUUGAAUUUCUUAAACUGGAGUUGCUAGUUCAACUGCAACCGCCUGAUCGGAGGUGUCCCCUUGUUGCAAGUAAUCAUACAGCCAAGAAUUUACAGAUGCAUAAUAGCAAUUGAAGUAUUGAAGAGUACAGUAUGUAAACAUUAGACGGCAUGUUAUAUUUAAUAUUAUUUUGACAAUUUUAUUUAUGUUUGAAAUGAUAGCUAUUCUUGUAGUUGUAAACAUGUGAAAAGUUCAUUUCUUGUUUGAUUGAUUGGAAAAGGAGACGAAAAAACGAAGUUAAUUGGGUUCUGAAUUUUCUUCCUCUUUGGGAUUUGAUAAUUGGCCCCUGCAAAAUGGACUAUUGCUGUAUGAUAACUUGAGCAACCAAAGAAAGAAGAUCCUUCGCCUGAGAGACUUGUAACCCGAGCCAUCUCUCGUUAUGAACAAUUGGGCGUCUCUCAUGUAUCUCAAGCCGCCAUGGUAGGUGGCCUUUGAUUCUUGCACCUUCAAAUUAUGACUCGAGCUUCAAUGGCGGAACAUCACCCUUCGGAUAUUCAAAUCAUGGUCAAUUCCCGGCAAGGUACUGCAAUACAUCCUGUAGAGGUGGAUGCCCAGUCGUUGCAAGCGUCGGGUUCAAUUGCUUACAGGGAAGUCAAGCAAUUCAAGAAAUGGAUCUCUUGGUUAAUUCCGUCAUUUGUUAUAGCCAAUAUUAUUAUGUUCAUUAUCACCAUGUAUGUUAAUAAUUGCCCUAAGAAUUCAGUCACUUGUAUUGCUCGAUUCUUGGGUAGAUUCUCUUUCCAGCCCCUAAAAGAAAAUCCUCUGCUUGGACCUUCAUCUUUAACGCUACGGAGUAUGGGUGCAUUAGAAGUUAAUAAAGUGGUUCAUGGAGACCAACUGUGGCGUCUCGUCACGUGUAAUUGGUUACAUGCCGGUGUUUUUCAUUUAUUGGCGAAUAUGUUGAGUCUCUUAGUCAUUGGGAUUCGUCUUGAACAAGAAUUUGGAUUUAUACGGAUUGGCUUGCUAUAUGUUAUAUCUGGAUUUGGUGGGAGUCUGUUGUCUGCUCUGUUCAUCCAGUCAAACAUCUCUGUCGGGGCUUCUGGUGCCUUGUUUGGGUUGCUCGGAGGAAUGCUUUCUGAACUCAUCACUAACUGGACGAUAUAUUCUAAUAAGGUACCAGCUCUUCUUACUCUGUUGGUCAUUAUAGCGAUCAACUUGGCAGUAGGAAUUCUUCCUCAUGUUGAUAAUUUUGCUCAUAUUGGAGGAUUUAUUUCUGGAUUUCUUCUGGGGUUUGUAUUUCUCAUUCGCCCGCAGUUUGGAUGGGUUAGCCGAAGAUAUACUUCUAUAACAAAUUCUUCCAUCCCCGUCGAACAUAAAUUCAAGACAUAUCAAUGCGUAUUAUGGAUCAUUUCGGUAAUACUUCUGAUUGCCGGGUUCACCGUUGGCCUGGUUUUACUUCGUCGAGGAUUUGAUGCAAACCGUCAUUGCUCUUGGUGCCAUUAUUUGUCUUGCGUUCCUACUUCCAAAUGGAGCUGUAAUUCAGAACCUACAUACUGUUUGUCACAUCAGGUAGGCAACCAGUUGAAUCUGACGUGCUCGAGCAACGGCAAAUCCGGGACGUAUAUUCUCCCAAAUGCGUCAAACUCUGAGAUACAAGGUUUGUGUUCUGGGCUUUGUAACUGAUUGAAUGUAAACCCAGACCCCUUCAGGAAAAUCAUCAUCCCCUUGGACCACAUGUUUCAUCCUGCAAAUACGCCUCUCUUCUUUCUGUAUAUGCUGUUUUUUCCCCUCCACAGCCGUGUGUGAAGUCAUUUCAUCAGGUUUCAUGAAUCCAGCUUCAAACACACAUUUUAGUCAUCAGGGCUCGGAACUGAAUGAAAAAUGGCUUUGCCGCAUGUUAUU
Messenger RNA from Cucurbita moschata (crookneck pumpkin), 2576 nucleotides. Its product is annotated as RHOMBOID-like protein 1. Gene Ontology annotation, biological process: proteolysis. The transcript has 10 exons. Gene Ontology annotation, cellular component: membrane. Gene Ontology annotation, molecular function: serine-type endopeptidase activity. NCBI's taxonomy places the organism in Eukaryota, Viridiplantae, Streptophyta, Magnoliopsida, Cucurbitales, Cucurbitaceae. The coding region runs from base 1191 to 2357 and encodes 388 amino acids. The record is from RefSeq and is a predicted model, not a curated record.